Camponotus floridanus (Florida carpenter ant) is the source of this 7245-nucleotide messenger RNA. RefSeq names its product general transcription factor 3C polypeptide 1. NCBI's taxonomy places the organism in Eukaryota, Metazoa, Arthropoda, Insecta, Hymenoptera, Formicidae. The record is from RefSeq and is a predicted model, not a curated record. Bases 206 to 7135 code for a protein of 2309 amino acids. The transcript is spliced from 14 exons. Gene Ontology annotation, cellular component: transcription factor TFIIIC complex. Gene Ontology annotation, biological process: 5S class rRNA transcription by RNA polymerase III; transcription initiation at RNA polymerase III promoter. Gene Ontology annotation, molecular function: DNA binding.
UCAGCAGAGCCAAUCGUUGAAUUGUCGUUCUGCAAUACUGGAAAUUAAUUGGCUGGAUCUAAAAGUAAGAACCAAUCGAUUGCUCUUUGACAUAUAGGCUUUCAACAUGGCUUCUUGCAUACGUUGAAAAUACAAACAAAACGAGCAGUCUCGUGCCGAACAUAUUAAACUUUUCAAGAAGAAAAUUUGUAGUUCCUAUGUAAAGAUGACCUCGUUUAAUUUAAUGGAAUCAAUUAUCGAUGAGGUUGCUUUGGAAGGAUUAGAUGGCAUUACUUUACAAGCAUUAUGGAUAAGAUUAGCAAACAGAUUUCAUGAUCCAUUGCCACUACCUAAAUCUUUAAUGGAACAAGUAUGGUCAAUCAUUAAAAAAGUGAAAGACUUUUCAUUUUAUGAAUUGGAAACGCCAAGAGAACCACUGGUGAUAUUUGAUCGUUAUGAAUUUGUAGAUCCUUGCCUAGGUAUUAUACUUGAGCCACCAAAUGUUCCACCAGAUAUUUAUCCUCACUGUCCUAUUCAAGAUCCUAAGGCAGGUGUGAGAGGAUCUUGUUCUACAUAUUAUACAAGAAAGGAUAUCAAAAAUAAUGUGAAGAAUGCAGAUCUAGAUGAAGUAACAGAAAAAUAUGGAUUAAGUUUGGUGAUUGUAGCAUCUCAAUUGAUCAGAACACGGGCUUUGAUAAGUGUUGAUGUGAGUCCAACAUUGGAACUGACAAUCAUGCAUUAUUGCUUUUUAGAAAGAGUAGGAAGAGCUCGUUAUCAUGGUGAAGUUACUCAAGGCAAGCUUAGUUUAGCAGCACUCAAAGAGGAUCCAAAAACUUUGUUCUAUCAUCGAAAAUUUCUGCUACAUCACAAAUUAAUUACAAAGCAAAUUCACCAUCAGAAAACUUCCAGCCAUACUGGUAGUAGUAGCCUCUUGCAUCUACCACGUUUUUACGUAGAACGAAAACCAAAAAUGAUUUACUUAGCAGAACAGGUACUUGAUAUUCUAAGAUCCAAAGAAAAUGGUGUAGCUGAGUAUGACGAGAUUAAGAGGAAACUUGGAAUUGAAAAUUCUAUCAAAAAGUUGUUUAGAAAUUCUUUUUUUCAAAAAAUUGCGAAGACGGACAUUUGUGUGCCAUAUAGAACUUUGUAUCCUAACGCGGAGCCUAACGAAUGGCGACAAAAACAGGAUCCUUCAAAAGAGAAAAAGAUUAGAGUGGUACAACUAUUAUAUCCAGAUAUCGAUAUUGUAGAUGUAACAUGGAACAAAUAUGAGAAAGACGAUGAUGAAGAUGUCAUUGAUAUGGAUGUUUCCAAUCAUAAAGUCAAUGUUCCUUACUUGAAGCAAGCAAAUGCUAUUAUCGAAGCGAGUCAACUAGAAGGUGUAUCUCAAGCUUAUUUGGGAAAAGAGAUGGGUCUCACUAAAUUACAAUCUAGAACAUUUUUAAGAAAUAUGGUAAAGAUGGGAAUUAUUGCAAAGUAUAUGAACGACAUGGGUCGACAAAGAAUUACAAAAUAUGUGUCAAAGAAAUUUGAGAAAGGCAGCAAGAUGAGUAAGCAAUUUAAUAAGGAGAUACACAAGAUUAAGGAGCUGACUAAGAGGAUCACCAGUGACAGUGAUUUAAAAAACAAAGCGACCUUGCAAGUGGAAGAUGAAAAGUCUUCCAUAAAUAAUGAUGAUAAACAUGAUCAGACAAUAAACAAUGAUAAUAAAGAUGAUCAGACAAUAAAUAAUGAUGAUAAAGAUGAUCAGACGAGUCAAAGAUCAGAUCAUCAAGUGAAUCAAACCAAUAUUGAUGCACCGAUUGUUAAUGAAAGUGAAGAGAAAAAUAAAGAUAUAGAUUGUAUUAAAAAAAACAUAGAAUUGAAAAAUUAUACCAUUAACAGAAUUAUGCACAAGUAUCAAUUGUCAAUAUCAAAAUAUAAAUCUAAAUAUAAGCGCACAUCGCAGUCCUUAUUAGUAAAGAUGAAGAAUUCUAAUAUUAAUGUGAAAAAACAAAAAGUGAAACCUAAUAUUUCAUCUAUGCAGCAAAUUGCGAAUGCCAAGGCUACAUCAUUUUAUAAUAGCAUAAAGACGAAUCUGACAGCACAAAAACCUGUUCAUACAGAGAAAGGAGUUAAUGAAGUUUUUGGUUUUAUGGAAGCUGUACAAAACAGUGAAAAAAAUACAUCUAAUAUUACAUACAGAUUACUGAGGCGCGCUAACAUGAUCAUCGAGGCAGUGAAGGAGCAUCAAGUGAUCGAUGAUAUAUCGAAACUUACGAAAAUGAUUUGCGAGGAAGAGGAUAAAGAAGGUUAUGAUGUUAAAAUCGACAAGAAAUCUCUCAUAAGAUUAUUGCAAAAACUUGCCAAGGAUAACUUGGUAAAGAAUAUCAAGUUAACUUUGAGCGCGAACGGAAGAACCGAAAGAAACAUGAUGUUUAUUUGCGAUCCAAAUAUCGAUACUGAUCACACCGUAAUUAAAUCGGCCGUCGAGCAAGCGAAGGUCAAGUUUUGUUUAACAUCGUCAUCUCAGAAGGCGAAAAAAGCGAAUAGGCAGGAUAAAGAAGAUAAGACUAAAGAAAAUAUAGUGGACAAGCCAUCAGAUUCUAGGGAGCAAUUACAAGAACUUAACAGGACAAUAUCAAAAAAUACAUUAUUUUCUGUGAAAUACAAGUCUGAUGCUAAAGCUGGCAAACAAUAUGGUCUCAGUCCAAAGUUUAUCAGGAUGCAGACAAUGCACAUUUUGCUGUUUUAUUUAGUAUAUGACCAUCCUGGCAUACCAAAGUUAUCUCAGCAGGAACAGAUAGAAAUUCUUAAAUCUAAUGAUUAUGAAAUUGAUGAUAAUCUCAUUCAGGAGUUUAGCACCAUUUAUAACAUUGAAGUAGGCUGGAAAAUGUUUGUCCCACCUUUGCCUAAACAUAGCGGAUGGCCCGAAGGUUGGGCGCUGAUGUGCGAUGUUCUACUGGGGCUGCCUUUGUCGAUUUUCGUUAAGGUGCAUAACAUCACCUUCAUAAUACCCGAGUUGGAGCACUAUUUGAAUCAUCCGAUCAGGAAGCAUUACCUUGUCAAGAAUCUUCCGGUUACAAUACGGAAUACUCUCUUACAUGCGCGGAAAUAUAUAUUUAAUAUCCAUGAAACUGUAACCAGAUUAUGUUACAUCGGCCUGGUGCAGUUUGGUCCACAGCGACUGAAGGAUAAAGAUCAAGUAUUCAUCUAUCUGAAUCGAUACACAGAAUUGAUGGAUACAACCUCUUCGGCGCCGAACUAUCAUAAGAUCGAAGACAAGAUAUAUCCGGUCACUAAAUACUUUUUCGACCGUAUGCAGGUCGUUGAGAAAUAUUGGUACGAUAUGUGGACUAUUUGUGUUAAUACACCUCUUGGCGAUAGAGCGCCCGUACACGGUAAGGAUAUCCUAGUCGAGGAUCUGAACAAAAAAACUGCCAUGAUAGAAGCGAUUGUAGCACGUACUUCAAAGCAGACCAAGGAAAUGGAUACAGGUGCGGUUCCCGGAGAUCGUAAAGGAGCGGCUGGUAUCGAUUCAGCUUUUUUCGCACAUUUAAAACGUAGUUGGAAUAGGCCAGUUAGUUCUACUAAUCGACAGGCCUCCAAGAAUCAUGAAAAAUUCGGUCAACGAGAUCUGCAUCUUUCAAAGAUUCAAACAAAGCCGGUUAAGUAUACGGAAUAUGAUGGUCUUAAAAAGAUUUCUGGACCACCACCGCCUACUAUUAGCGCGACCGAACUACGGAAAAAGAUGUACGAUCACUUUAACGGGCGGAAGAACGAGGCUUUGCCGUCACAACAAUCGACCAAGCAAAAAUGUAUUGUACGACGAGUGGAGCCACGCAAAAAAAGCACUCGGCGUCAUAAGUACGACGAGUCUGAUUAUCAAGCGCUGCAACGGAUGCCCAAGUUACGUGCGGAUUGGGAAUCGCACGAGGAUAACAUUCUGUUAGUGUGUAAGGUAGCGGCAACGUAUUUAUCAUCGAAUCCGCGCAAGCAGCUCAUCGACUUCAUAGCAGUGCGAGAUGUACUGUGCACAUUUUCCUACAACUCAGACAACAAAACCUCCUGUGCUUGUCAACGCCGAUUAACGUAUAUGCUGAGACAGCCGCGUACAGUGAAUAGCAUCGCACUAGGCGUCGAGGAGAUUAAACAAGAUCUGUUUGUCGAUAGACGAUAUGGUAGCACGAUGGAGAGAUUAAAAAAUGAAUGCGUGAGUUCAGCGGACUAUAAGAAUCGAAUCACGGAGAUUUUCAAAGAGCUUGUCGGCUAUAUCAUUAAAAAGUAUUACGAUAUUACGGAGAUUAAUCCAAAGAAACAUAUAGCGAUGCCGAGGACUGCGCAAGAAUUUAAUCUUCUUUUCGAGUUGAUUUAUCCAGCAAAGCCGCAUCAUAAUCAGGGAUUUACAAAGGAUGUGCGAAGUACAAAUGAUAUUCAUGCAGCGACUAUCAAUUCUCUCAUACAUAGUUCUAUGUGUUGCAAAAAAGAUAGACGCACCUGGGCUUAUCAACUUUUCAAAGUAUACCAACGAUAUCCGGACAUUCUAUUAAGACAGGCGAUGAAUAAGAUCAGAUCAGACCAGAUGGUAACAGUGAAGAAACACCAUUUGGCAUCUGUUAAGAAGUUCGGCAAUUAUAUGCCGACGAGCAGCUCACAGUAUCAGCUAAGCAUCAAUUACAUUCACAAACUCCAAACUAAGUGGCCUUACGAAAUGUUUAAAAAAUCUUACGAUGUUUUUACAAAGUUGCUACAAUGGUAUUCAGAGCACAAAAAUGUCCCUUCACAGCAACAGGAGGAAAUAUUGAAUGGUAUUGAGAUUCUGCCAGUUUCCUGCGGCAUAGUCACUGUCAUACAUGACUUGCUAGGACGCAAUCAAAUUGACUUUGACAUAGAGAUGCCUGAACAGAUUAUUACGUUGGACGCAAGAUAUCAAGGCAAGGACGAGUCUUUUAGGGUUGAGCAAAGAUACCAGGAUAUUUUGACGAGGCUCUAUCGCUUCAAGUUCGAAAACGUUGACGCUCAAAAUGCUGAAUUUUUCGAAUCUGAAAUGGAAUCUUCGAAAGAUUCUUCAACAAGGAAAAGACCAAUUGAAAACGAUGAUUAUGAAAAACUGGCAAAAAUCGCUCGUAGGGAUGAGGAAUGUAAUGAAAGAAAACCAGAGGAAGAAUUUGAACAAAAUAAAAUGUUAAUUGUAACAGAAAGCGGAUCAGUCGAUGAAAGCAUCGGAAAUUUGAAUUUAAAGGAUCAUUCUAGUGUCCAUAAGCAAAAUGAGAAAAAAAUACAUCGUUCAAAAAAGAGAUUUAUCGAUAUUGAAGACGAAUCUAUGGACUACGAAGAGUCAUUUUUGAAAAGAGCAAGAUUAAACUCUGAGAAUUCGACAGAUAUGGAGGAUAUAGAAAAAGACGAAGAAUUAAAUUUAUGCGAGAAUCUUGAAAGCAUUAGAAAGAUAUCUUCAAAGAAAACUCUCGAAUCUCUUGAACCAUUGAGAGAAUUAAAAAACCAAGUAAGAGAAGAAGCUCUUUCGACGCAGCCAAGCACAACGACCAACGUGGCAGUUCCUCGACGUGUCAACGAGAUUAUCAAGAAUGUACCAUCCGAAACAAGCUACUUUAGUCCUUUCAGUAAGCUUAAUGAUACAAAUGACAUUGAGAAGAAAUACACGAGGAUAGCUAUGUUGGGAAUGAGAGAAGGGAUUACAGAAGCUGACAGUCAUCACGCACAUGAAUACUUUGUAGUUAAUAGUUUCAAGAUGUUCUAUAGCUUGGAGACAUCAUCAUUGGCAACAUCAUCUGCAUCAUCAAACGAAAUUGAAAAUUUCAAAAAUUAUUCAAUACCUAGCCAGCUCAUACCACUGAGAAUCGAUGCUGUAAAUGAUCUUCUCAAUAAACUGAAUAGGACUGCAAUUUUUCCAAAGAGCGGUAUCUCUUAUACAGACUAUAAGGAUGAAAUAAUGACGAAGAAGAAAAAAAUACCAGUUGAAUGGAAAUACGUCGACGCAGUGUGCGAAUUUGUUCGAGAGAAGAAAGAAGUCGGCGCUUGUUCACAGGAAUUACAGGAUAAAUUCUUCGAUAAGCAAGGAACGAAUUUGUACAAAGCUGUUUCGCUUUUAAUGGAAAAUCAUAUAUUUUUACGCUCUGGUGUUACCAAUCCACGCUACAUUCAUCAUCGUUACGUGGAUUCUUGGCUAAUUCAUUCCUGCAAAAUAUAUCGUCUUGAGCAGGAGUCUGUAGUGCCGUUUAAGGAUAGCAUAUAUGCCAAAAUGCAACAGGGAGAGACAGUAAAGACAAAUAUUGAAAUUAACGCGAAACAGAAUAAAGAAGAUACAGAAAUAGAUAGUGCGAUACCAUCAACAUCAUCGGAUAGUCAAGGAAAGAACGUAGAAGAAGUCGAGGAAAAGAAAGACGAGAAAGCGGAUAAUGGCUUAAAUAAUGAGGAUGAGGAAAAGGAAGAUAGCGAGAUCAACGAAGAGACACAUGGAAAAAGAAUGCAAAUAACGUGUUUACUUCCGCAAAGGGAUGUGUACAAAUCUGUGGCACAAUUAGAUAGUGCGAUACCAUCAACAUCAUCGGAUAGUCAAGGAAAGAAAGUAGAAGAAGUCGAGGAAAAGAAAGACGAGAAAAUGGAUAAUGGCUUAAGUAAUGAGGAUGAGAAAAAGGAAGACAGCGAGAUCAACGAAGAGACACAUGGAAAAAGAAUGCAUAAGCAAAGAACGUGUUUACUUCCGCAAAGGGAUGUAUACAAAUCUGCGCAACAAUUAGAUUUCACUACGACCGAGGAAAUAAAAGUGGUGAUAAAACCUUGGAUUCGCGUAGACGGCGUAUUGAAUCGCAAAGUGCUAGAUCGAAUGUUAGGUGCAGUUAUGAAUUAUUGUUUACUUCAUCCCGGACUUACCAUGGAAAAGGUGCAAAGUAGAUUCAUCCCAGUCUUACAACCCUUUCAUACGCGUGAAUUAGUUGAGAUAUUGAUUAAACUGGAUUGUUUAGAGAGCAAGCAUUUGAAGAAAACGCGCGUUACUGUAUUUUCUCAGCCAUCUGCGAUUAAAAUUAAUAAUAUAACUGCGGAUAUCAUUGAUUGGUUUGCUGAAGAUGAGAUAGUACUCGAGCCAGCUGUAGAUGCUGUUAUAAAAUUCAGCAUAUUCUUAAGUACGAGAUUAUAUAGUACAGAUUUUAUACCAUAAUUAGACAUAUGUAUUUUAUAGAGUAUAAAGAACGCUUCAUCAAGGCACACAUAUAAUAUAUGUAUGUACACUUUAUAAUGUAUAUACAUGCUUUAUUGAUAAAAUAACAA